UGGGUCCGAGCGAGGCUCAGUUUCGCAAGGUAUAUGAACGGGUUCAGUGGACAAUCGAAAGUGGAAAUAAACGACAAUGUAGUUGUUUAGUAUCUGCAAUCGAAUUUUGUCAACAGAGUGUGUGAGCGUCAGCGACGCAAGUACUCGGGGGUGAUUGUCUUUGAAAAAACCAUCACCAUAAAAAAUACCAAAGUGGCAAAAUCAUCGGAGGGAUUCAUCCUAGGAUGACACGAAAUUUCGACAUUAUCUGGCUUGUCAUCUUACUCAGCCCAAAUUUGAGUAUCUGCCAUGCCGGGAAAGAUGUGGACAAGGGACCUCAGCGUGAGUGCAAACUCGAGGGUCUUCAUCCCCUACUCAUAAUGACAUACAAAAAUGUAACCAUAUCCGUAAGUAAAAAGGCGGACAAGAUAACAAUUCCACACGGUGAACGAGUUACAGUGAGAUGUCGGGAGUUGGGGAGAUAUAAGCUCGUUGGGGAUCCACUAUUGGUGUGUAGAAAUGGGGGAUGGAAUGGAAAAUCUCCGUCGUGUAUUCCUACAACAUCUAUUUCAAAUUACUCGGAUAAUGUUCCACCGACAAUUCUGUUCGGUCUACCCAGGGGAUCAGCGGCUAUUGAGCCCUCGGGCGCCCUGGCUGUCUUCCCAGGAAGUAUACUACACCUAGAGUGUUUAUUUGCCCGACGCAUGGGCAAUCCAGAGUGGACAUGGAACUCCACAUUUCGUCAAUAUCUCACGGGCUGGGCUAUUGCACCGUCCGAGAAAGAUUGGAAGUACAGGCUGUCGAUAUAUUACGUGAAGAAUCAAGAUUCUGGGGUUUAUACCUGCUCUACGCCCAAAGGCCUAACUAAUUCCAUAAAAAUCCACGUCGUAGAUACUCAUUGUCCCACCCUCAUACCCACACCUGCACCACUGUCCAGCAAGAUCCAGGGCGCCAGAAUGGGUCAGAGAGCUGAGUUCGAGUGUCCAAAUGGGUACAGACUCGUUGGCUCGAAAGUUCUCAAUUGCCAAUACAACGGAAGAUGGUCGAGUGAGGUGCCACGCUGUGAGCUCAUACUGUGUCCAGAGAUUGUUCUGCCUAAUGCAAAACUUCAGAUGUUGGAGCACAAUAACAGUGUCAGUGGUAAUGCUGUAUUCACCUGUCUGUGGGGUAAUGUACUACUAGGAUCCCAGACUAUAUCCUGCGGUGAGGAUGGCACGUGGAACGCCACUGUACCCGUUUGUUCUCAGAUAACGUGUCCUCUACCGUCUGUCCCUAAAAACGGAAUAAUUCUGGAGCAGGAGAGGAGCCCAGCAGUGGGAAAAAAACGGAUUACCAAGGCCAACAAGGCCAGAAAAGUGGGAUCGUUGUUGAGAUUUGCCUGCCUUCCUGGGCAUCAAUUAAUUGGGGAGGGAUCCAUUAUUUGUACGGAGAAUGGCACGUGGUCCCAUGAACCUCCAUUGUGUGAAGUCAGGUGUCCAUAUCCCGGCGAUCCACCCCAUGGAAAAAUCGCUCCACUGAAAUUCUGGUACAAGCCCGGUGAUACAAUUCAAGUUACAUGCUCACUGGGUUACGUAACUCCAUUGGAGCCAGAGAGGAAGCCAACGUGCAGAGAGAAUGGCAUCUGGAGUGGACCACCACCCCCCUGCACAUCCUACAGAGAUGUUUGAAUUCCACUCAUCGACACAGUACCAAAGAGUUCAAUCCGAAGCAAUUUAAAUAUCUAACGAAUCGAUGAAUAAAAAAUCUUGCGAUUUUUUUCAUCGAUUGUCAAUCGAUUUCGAUCGAAUCAAAUUGACUCUGCCGUUACGGCAAAAUUAUUAGCAAAGAGAAACCAUGUUUUCCACAAAAGAUGAAAUAAAAAAAGGGCGCAACUCGAAAGCUC
Molecule: messenger RNA, 1861 nt
Organism: Diachasma alloeum
Lineage: Eukaryota; Metazoa; Arthropoda; Insecta; Hymenoptera; Braconidae
Product: locomotion-related protein Hikaru genki
Exons: 9
Coding region: 225-1646 (473 amino acids)
Source: RefSeq, a predicted model, not a curated record